This is a messenger RNA of Styela clava, 3273 nucleotides long. The record is from RefSeq and is a predicted model, not a curated record. Lineage: Eukaryota; Metazoa; Chordata; Ascidiacea; Stolidobranchia; Styelidae.
ACCUGAUGCAAAUCUGAUCAAAUAUCAAGAAAACAAUUAAAUUAUGCAAUAAAUCAACUAUUAUUCGGUGUCUUAUUUCGCAUUGUUGGGUUGAUGACCUUACAUAUAAAAUGAUAGUUUGGAUUGCAAUUUUCUUGCUGCAGCCAUCACCUUCAGUUCAACGGGGAACUUGGAAUGCAAGCGGAAGCUAUGAAUACUAUGUUUCAGCGACUGGCGUAUGGAAAACAUACAGUGAAUCCUUGAAAUAUUGCAAUGAACAAGGUGGACGACUAGCUCUAGUAAAAUCAGGAAAUAUUCAAGAAUUUAUACAGACAUUGGUCACGGAUGGUUCAGGAUACCCUUAUGGGUUUUCAAUGGGUUUGCGUGAUAUGUUUGGGAACAAUACUUUCACUUGGGAUGAUGGAUCAGCAUUAACAUACAGCAAUUGGAUUAUUAAUGAGCCAAAUAACGUCAAUGAGACAUGUGCCAUGAUGGGAUGGAUAUAUGCUUUUUAUGCCACUUUACCGUGGUACGAUAUGUAUUGCCAAUCAAGAAAAGGAUUUGUAUGCCAAAGAAUUAUAGGUCUAUAUUGGAGUGAUUGGAGUAGCUUUUCAUCUUGCAACUGCAGCGGUCUUCAGCAACGUACACGGACAUGCACAGACUCUCGGCGAGAAGGACCAAACAACUGCUCCACUGCGGAUAUAGUGGAUAUAAAUAGCCAGAGUUGUUCAAUACCAACGGAAUGCCCGACGACGUCGAGUCCUGCAACUACAACAAAACUUAGAACGAACCUUAUAACAACAGCUCUCUCCACAAUUACAACUUUUACGACACAAGCGUACAUGUCCAAAUCCACAACCUCUGCAUCCGAAACAAUACCACUUGUUUAUAUUGCAAUAGGAGGUGUGGGUGGAGCAGUAAUUUCACUUAUUGUUGUUAGCCUGGUUGUUUGUUGUGUCCGUAAAAAACGAGCCUCUAAAAACAAAAAUUCCAAUGAAAUAACUCAAAAUGUCGGACCGCCUUUGGGAGACCCAGAAUACGCAACCAUAGCUGGCACUAAUGUUGAAGCUUAUCCCGAAGGAGAUUAUACACGCAUGGAAUCAACAAAUCCCCCUCAUAGUGAACAGGACCUCCCGGAAAGAACUCAAAAUCAGGGUAAACUCAGCGUGAAAACUACUAACAAAGCGAACGUUGAAGCAGGACGAAAUGUUGAGUAUGUCAAUAUACUGAACAUUACCAAAAAGACGGCAAAAGUGUCCAAUAGCAAAUAUGUUGUUGAUCAAGGUACUUCAAAAGAAAAUCAAGUGAUUAUAAAUCGAAAUGAACAACUCCAAACCCUAGAUAAUACAAAGGAAUCUGAAAUCAUUUACAUGAACACAAAGAAUAUCUCACCUGAAACUGCUUAGAUUUAAAACAAGCUAACCGAACUUUUUUUAAGAAGAGAAAGAGUAUCGCGCAGACAUCCAGAAGUCGAUGAUAACCAAAUUCAACCCAGUAAUUAAAGGAAUAAAAAAAUUUCUCGUCAAUGAUUUGUGUUAGUAAUGAUCGACCCAACACCAGCUGGCGACCUAAGCCUUCAGAACGAUUGUAUGAACAUUUGAAUUUUUAACUUGGUUUAUCAAUUAAAGUUUCUUCAAAAUUAUUCAAUGUCCUCCGUUCAUAACCAACACAAUACAAACAACGAGGAAACAAUUUUGAAUUUAGGAAACUGAUCCAAAAUGAAAGCAAGUGAUCAACCAAAAAAAACGCCGACGUUCAAGACGCCGUGUAUUUUCAUCAUUGACUGACACUACAGCAUUGAGUGCAACUGCGACUUCACCCAAAUCCAAAAAAACUCUGACAAGAAAAAUGAACAUGGAAUGUUACGCAUCAGCAUAAAAACCGAUGCUGAUGCUAACAACACAAACGAAAAAAUUUGUGAUUCACAUAAAUUAUGAUAAAAAGUUUGGCAAGAGGGGGAAUGUAAAUAUAACUUGAUUGAUUUCGUUCAUCUUUUUAUUGUAUAAUUUAAUAUAUAUGUUCACUUAUAUUAUAACUUUCAAAUACAGUAUACAGUUAUUGAAAGUAGGGUUUAGGUCCAAAAGUAGGUUUGUAGUUCUCAUCGUGGUCGGUAGGGUUUUCAAUUUCAAGUUAUGCAAUAAGCGUUGCAAUGAUGUUCUUGGUAAGGAUAGCUCAGCGGAAGCACGUCGUGUAGAUUUUUUUUUGGACUAUUAAUAAAUGUCACAGCUACUAACUUAUUUUCUUCAGUCGUAGAAGUUGUAGGACGUCCAGAUUUUGGUGCAUUACUCACCGAAUCUGUUUUAUCAAUUUUUUUCCUUAAGCGAUAAAUUAUCAGACGUGAAGGCGGAGGAGUGUGAAAGCAUUCUUGCCAUGCCCUACGUACAGUCUCAGAAUUUUCAUACUUCCAAUAUUCCUUUAAUAUCCAUUUUCUUUGCUCUUCAUUUAAAUAAUUCGCCUUUAACCCUCAAAUAAAAUAAAGAUUUACAAAAUGUAUUACCUUCCAAGCAGCUAGAAAACCAAUGUAAAAUUCACACUAGAUUUAUUAUCUUAAAACCUUAUUACCUUAUUUUUGUGGUACUCAACAAGUAACAUGGAGUGAACUGCAAGUAGCUUCAAAGCAUAUAAAAUAGUUUAAUAACUGUAUACCUACUUUUGGGCCACCCUUACAGUAUAUAUAUAAAAAGUGAAAUUAGCUUCUACCUCACAAUGUUUGAUGGGAUUGGCGGAUUUAUUAUGAACUUAACUGUGAGUUUACAAGUACUUUCACAAGUACACAGACGAUCUUGAACUUUUAUUAUUUUAGAGAUUUUCUGCAAGCAUACUAAAUCCGACGGAUUGUAAUAUUUUAUGUAGUAUUCUAUGUAGUAUUAGUCGGGAAUUCGCUUAUCUAUUUUUAAAACGUACGUUUUACUAUGUUUUUUUUGUGUAUAGUUUUAUACCGUUUUGCAUCAAUAGCUCAAAACGUUUGAUUAAUUUGUUAGAAAGACACUAUUACCGAGAAUCUUCACCUUGCACCAUUAUUGCACUUUUAACUUCCUGUUAUUGUAAUGCGUUUCGGAGUUUUGAUUUGAUGAUGAUAGGAAACAGGCAAAACAUUCGGUACCGAAUACAAGGUGGUGGUAAAAUGAAGACACCUUUUCUUUUUUAAUUGUCAUUUUUUGGUCACUGCACUUUUAUAUGAAGGGGAUAAAAUGUUAACUGUGCUAUAUAAUAUAAUAAUAUGUUGAAUAUUGAUGAAUCAUUUUCUGGCACGAUGAAAUAAGGAGUAGGUGCACCAGUGGAUGUGUUAUUCAU